Messenger RNA from Teleopsis dalmanni, 4476 nucleotides. RefSeq names its product RING finger protein nhl-1 (gene tn). Lineage: Eukaryota; Metazoa; Arthropoda; Insecta; Diptera; Diopsidae. The transcript has 13 exons. The record is from RefSeq and is a predicted model, not a curated record. Gene Ontology annotation, molecular function: ubiquitin protein ligase activity; protein binding; metal ion binding. Bases 252 to 4295 code for a protein of 1347 amino acids. Gene Ontology annotation, biological process: protein polyubiquitination; negative regulation of translation; proteasome-mediated ubiquitin-dependent protein catabolic process.
UUAGUGUUUGAAAAAAAAUUUGUUUAUAUAUUUUUUUUAUUUAAACAUAUUUUCAACUAAUUCCAAUCAAGCAGAGCUCCCUGCGUGAUAAAAAUAAACGCAUUUUAAAUGCGUUACGUGUUAAAAAAACGCUACAAACUUAACGCAAAACAAAAUUCAAACAAAUUUCAACAGAAGAAAAGAAGUUAACAGCGGUAGUAGGUCCCUAGGGGGAGCCUCGGAUUACUACCUUUUAUAUUAAAUUUUGAAAAAUGGAACAAUUUGAACAACUAUUGACGUGUUGCGUUUGCCUAGAUCGGUAUCGCAUACCAAAAUUGCUGCCAUGUCAACACUCUUUCUGCAUGGAACCCUGCAUGGAAGGUUUAGUGGAUUAUGUGCGACGACAGGUUAAGUGUCCAGAAUGUCGUGCCGAACAUCGCAUACCAUACAAUGGAGUGCAGGCGUUUCCCACAAAUGUAACGCUGCAACGUUUUCUCGAAUUACAUAUAGAAAUAACCGGUGAAUUGCCAGAUCCAACUUCUGGCCAAAUUAUGGAGCGUUGCGGCGUUUGUUCGGAGAAGGCAUAUCUCUCGCAUUGCGCACAUUGUGAGAAGAAAAUAUGCGAGGACUGCAAGAGUGCUCACAUGGACAUACUAAGGCGCGAAAUAACACGUUUCAACUCACAGAUUCGUCGUAGUUUGCAUCGCUUACAGGAUUCAUUAGCUGUUAUAGAAAAAAAUACUAUUAGCCUGCAAACGAAUUGUGUAAGUGUGACAGAAGAGAUUGACGAAAUUUAUCGACGCAUUACCAAAGCCAUUAAAGACCGUUCUGAAGGAUUGAAAGGGGAAAUUGACCGCUACCUCACCGUUGAGCUACGAAAUCUCACAACAUUGAAAGAAAAUUUGGAUUUGGAAAUAAAUAAUAUUGCAAGCAAUUGCGAUAUUGUGGAUAAGUAUAUGAAUGACUCAGUAGAAUGGGAUGACUGUGAGCUGAUGGAUACUAAAGAAAUAUUUUUGAAAACCGUUGAAUUUCUUCGUCAUUUCGAAUAUGAAAAUGCGGAUUAUAGUAGACGAGUACGUUUUAUGGUUUCAAUCGAUCCUAAUCAGUUGGUUAUGAAUUUAGCUACCUUUGGUGAUUUGAAUAUUAUGCCACAUUCAACACCAGGUGGUUCAGCUAGUAGUUCGCAUUUAGCACCACCAUCAACAUUACAACCAGGUUUGAUGCGCUCAAAAAGUGAUCACCGUCUUGCUACACAAUUUAGACAGCAAGAAGAACGUGGUGGUUAUAAUGAUGAGCCUGUACUCGGUGGUCGCAAGUUUGGUGAACGUCCUAUGCGCAGCAACAAUGAUCGUUAUGGUGAUAGUGGCUUGAACCGUUAUGGCCGCGAUUACGAUUAUGAUAAUGAGUACGAUAAUGAACAGUCUGGACGUUCAGCCAAAUCCCGCUUCCGUUCACGUUUUGUACGUUCACAUCAGAACGAAGAUUCCGAUAACGAGCAGCAACAAUUGCAGCGACAAGAGCUCGAAAAGAAAAAAGAUCGUGUACUAAAUGGUGAAGAUGCUUCACGUGGUCAAUUAAGUGGCAUUAUUCGCUUAAGUGACUGUGCGCGUGUUAUACAACGUUUGGCAGAUAUUGGUAAAGAGAAGAAAGAAAAGAAGACAGACACAGCUGCACAGGCUGCAGUACAAGCAGCGAUACAAGCUCAGAAGGCUUCAAUGCAGCGACCCAAACCAGCUCAACAGCCAGCACCAGCAGCACAAAGACAAAUUUCCGAAGAUGAUGAAAUCAGUCGCAUUAAACGUCAGAAUAAAAACGCACCUGCGAGUAGUACAUCAGCGGCAACAGCAACGGCAACAGCAGCCAAUGCAGCUGGCAAUGCUGUGGCGACUAAUUCAGCUCAUGCUGAACCAGAGCGACCAGCUGCUGAUCGAGUUGCGGCUUUAAAACGAACCACAGCACAAGCAGCCAGUGAGGAGAGUGAUAGCUCCAAUCAUGCUUCACCAGUGCGUAAAACGCCUCCAAGAGCAGAGACUGACAGCGAUUCUGAAGAUGAAUCUGACGGAUUUUACAACUCUGCUCAUACUCAACAGUCUAAACCACCAGUCUCAGCACAAGUGACAGCCGUUAAAAAGACAACACGUUCCGGUAGCAGUGAUUCCAAUGCAUCUACAGAGAGUUCAGCUAGCUCAGCAGCUGCUGCAGCUACAAGUAAUACUAAUAAAACGCCAGCUAAUGCACGUUACUCGACAGCACGUGAGAGUCCUGCACGUACACGGCCCACCUCAACUCCAAGUGCAGCGUCAACUGCAGCUACGCCCGAGAAGAAACCAUUUGUAAGUCGUUUUCUACCUCAGCAUAAUACAACCGCAGCUAGCAAUGAUAAGAAAAAGCAAGAAUCUGAAUCCAGCAGUGAAGAAGAAACUUCAACUGAAGAAUCCGAGGACGAAGUUGAUACGAAACCAAAGUCUUCUAGUGCUGUUAGCUCGAGUAGACCAAACACAAGUGCUAAUGCUUCAGCUGCAUCGACAAGUUCGUCAACGUAUCGCGACCGUCUUGAAGCGAGACGCAAUUCGCGUGAUGAUACGUCUUCACGAACUUCAUCCACGUACGCAACACCAUCCAGCAGUGGCACUAGCGGUUAUGGUUCAUCAUCUGUGCGCUCACGACCAGUGCCUGCGCCACAUCAUGACGCAGAUGAUCGCUAUGGCGGUGCUUCGGGAAGCAGCUACACAAGCCGCUUUCUAAACAAAAGCAAGAGCAGCGCUAUAGUUUCGCAGCCCUCUCUAUCCACACCCACUGCUUCCUUCGAUGAAGAUGCUAAUGGUACCGGUGAUGAUUCGGACUCACGUUACGGCAGUGGACGUUCUAGAUAUUUAGCAAUGAAAGAACGACGCAAUCGUUUGGCACGCAGUCGUUCAUCACACAUACUUGGCAACGAUGAAGACGAAUUAGAUGAACCCGUUUCGCCCACAACAGCAUCGCCAUCUGCUUACUUAGCCUCAAGAUAUAGUGGUUACGGCGGUUCUGAUUUGGCACGUAGUCGCUCAUCUCAUGCUUUAAAAUCGCGAGAUAAUUCUCCUAUAGCUGAUCGCACUUCCGGUCGUGGUGGUGCCAGUUCAACGGCAACAGAAACUAAAGACGGUGAAGCGCUUAGCUCUUGGGCACGUUAUUUAAAGAACAAAUACGGCAACAAAAGCACAAAGGAUUCACCCUCUGGUAGUAGUCGGGAUACGCUCGGUAGUACAUCAACGGCUUUGCCUUCCUCCUCGCAUGGAGCAAGCAGCAGUAGCCGUAGUACUGCAAGUGAUGUAUCUCGUCGCCUCAGCCUAGGUCUGCCAUUGCGUCAGGCCAACGAAAUUGGAUCGUCUGAUGAUGACGGGUCAAAAAACGGGCUAGGCUCCCCUACCUCCCCUACGGUAGCAGCCGCUAUAACAGGAGUAGCAGGUACUUCCCCUAGGCAAGUAUACCUGCGAAAGCGUCAACAGCUGUUCCAAUUGGGGGGCCGGGGGAGCGAGCCCGGAUCCUUUACCUGGCCACGCGGCCUAGCCGUUGGGCCAGAUAAUAGCAUUGUCGUCGCAGACUCAUCCAAUCAUCGUGUACAAGUGUUCGACUCCAAUGGCAUUUUUAUAAAAGAGUUUGGCGAAUACGGCAAUGGCGAGGGUGAAUUCGAUUGUUUGGCCGGCGUGGCCGUUAAUCGCAUUGGCCAAUAUAUAAUAGCAGAUAGAUAUAAUCACCGUAUACAAGUACUUGAUCCUCAAGGACGUUUCCUGCGCGCAUUUGGCUCACAGGGCACUGCAGAUGGCAAAUUCAAUUAUCCUUGGGGCGUUACAACUGACGCACUCGGUUUCAUUUAUGUGUGUGAUAAGGAAAACCACAGAGUACAGGUUUUCCAAUCGGAUGGAUCCUUUGUUGGUAAAUUUGGUUCAUGCGGUCGCGGCGAAGGACAACUCGAACAUCCACACUACAUUGCUGUCUCGAAUACGAAUCGCGUUAUUGUGUCGGAUUCGAACAAUCAUAGAAUUCAGAUUUUUGAUGUCAAUGGUAAAGUGGUAACAACAUUUGGUGGUGAAGGUUCAGAUGAUGGUCAAUUUAAAUUUCCAAGAGGUGUUGCAGUGGAUGAGCAAGGAUAUAUAUUUGUUGCGGAUUCCGGCAAUAAUCGUAUACAAAUCUUCAACCCUGAUGGUAGUUUUCUUAAAACAUUUGGUUCUUGGGGUUCUGGAGAUUCAGAAUUUAAAGGUUUGGAAGGAGUUGCCAUUAUGUCAAAUGGUAACAUUUUAGUCUGCGAUCGUGAAAAUCAUCGUGUGCAAGUUUUUUAAUAAAAAUUCUGACUCAGCAAUUCUUAAUAAAAAUAUUUUUUUACAUUAAAUUGAUUUUAAUUAAAAAAUCUACAUCUAAUUGAAUAUUAUAGAUGUGAAGAGAAAUACAAGAGUCCUUUUAAAAUUUGUUUUGAUAUUGUAUAAUCAUUUGGACUUCUUAAUUAUGUAUGUAUGAUUCAGU